AACAAAACGUAGGGGUUUGCAACUGUGUAUAUAGGGCUGUGGAGAGGGGAGGGCGCGUGGAGUUACCGGGGGUGUCAGUCACGGCCCAUCUACCCACCAACGAGCACAUCCAUGGCCAUAUCUCGAUAGCUGCUUCAGUUAGCCAGAGCCACACACUGAAAAAGAGGGAUGUUACCGCGACUCGUGUAGUAAUCCAAGUAUAAAAACACACCUUGGUGAACAAAGUAAAUAAAACAAAUAUUAAUUCGUUAAUACGUAUACAGAAUUAUAUUCGCACUCAUAUGUAUGUGUAUAUAAAUAUUUAUUUGUAUAAAUAUUAUAUAUAUUCAUGUAUGUAAACGAAGAUCAAACAUGGUAAACAGGGAAACGUGAAUACAGGGAUCGCAAAAGAAACGCACACAAAUAAACAAACAAAAACGGAGGAAAAAAUAGAAAGAAAUCAAAGAAAGAAAACGUGAAAAAAAGCAACAGUGACCAAUGUUCGUAGUGAACGACGCAACGGCUAACAAGAAGAAGAAGCAGCAACAAAAGCACCAACCUGACAAAAGUAAUCCCGACGUUUCGAUAACAGGCCACGACAGUUGUACUCAUAAUCGCGGUUAUUCGAUAUCAAAAUUAAUUAAAAUCAAAGUCAUUCGUCAAUUCCAACGUAAAAAGCUCACUAAAAAUACCGCAAAUAUUCCUAGUCGAUGUGGCCGUAUAAUCCGACGAUUAAUCGAUAGUGUUCAAUUAAACGAUCAAUUGUUUCAUUCGUAAUCGUCAGAGUUAUACAAAUUAUUGUAUACUCAAUAACAACAAUAAUUAUUACUAUUACAAAUGAAUAAUUAUAAGAAAUACUGAAUAAUAAUAAUAAUCAGAUUAGUUUUUUUCCGGGUAAAUUAGAACAGUGAUACUAGAAAAUAUCGUAUUGCUGCGUUAUAAAAGUUGUUUACCGAUAACAUUGAAACGGCGAAAUAAAAGUUGGCCGAAAAAUUUCAAAAAAAUUGAAUUUCGCGGAGCAAUAAUAAGGGGAAAAGUCGCGAGUACGAAUCGACAAUCGCGUGUAAGUUGAUUUUUUUCGAUACGGAAGUGCUUCGAUAAAAAAUUCACAUCGCGAUAAAUCAAAAUGGCUUUCGCGGCGGCUCGGAUGAUCCUCAAGGACAAAAGGCGUAAGGCGAGCAAAGAAGACUUCACACCACGAAACAGAAGCAAGGCUCGCAACAAACCUGCGGAUGGGGUCGGCCACGUCAACCAGAAAGGUGCGAGCGGCCAAAAAGCUCCGGUCGGAGGCCAGAAAGGUGCACCCGGUGCGAAAGGCGCUGCCAAACCGGCGCAAAAACCAUCUGCUCAGAAGGGUCAGGUCAAGGUGACGCCCAAAGCUGCCUCGGUCAAAACAGGCAAGAACAAGAAGAAGGGACAGAGACAACAGUACGAUCUUAUCGUCACGAUCAAUUUGUCUGAAUAUGGGCUCACGGAGGAUCAAGUUGCGGAGUUCAAAGAAGCUUUCAUGCUUUUCGACAAGGACGAGGAUGGGACGAUCACAAUGGCGGAACUCGGCGUGGUCAUGCGCUCGUUGGGCCAGAGACCAUCGGAGACGGAGCUACGAGACAUGGUGAACGAGGUCGAUCAGGACGGUAAUGGCACCAUCGAGUUCAACGAGUUUUUACAAAUGAUGUCGAAAAAGAUGAAAGGCGCCGACGGUGAGGACGAGCUACGCGAAGCUUUCAGAGUGUUCGAUAAAAACAACGACGGUUUGAUAUCGUCGAUGGAGUUGCGGCACGUCAUGACGAAUCUCGGCGAGAAAUUGUCCGAAGAGGAGGUCGACGAUAUGAUCAAAGAGGCUGAUUUGAAUGGCGACGGAAUGGUCAACUAUGAAGAAUUCGUGACAAUUCUCACAUCAAAGAAUUAGCUUGAGCGUCACGGAGGACCGAGAGUCAACGAUGCCAGGACAACGGGAGCAAAGACAGUUCGUGUCCUAACGAAACAGCUGCGAAGGGAUGAGAUAGCGUCAACGAGCGAGCGAGUGAGCCGAAAAGCCAAAGAUUAAAAAGUGAGACGUUGGACACGGGGGUUACGGGGGAUGCGACUACGAAUAGAAUAAAGAGGAAUGAGAGAAAAGCGAAGAAUCAAGAGAGUAUGAAACGUGUGUAUGUGCGUGUGCAGGGGAUUAAAAAAAUCAAGAGAGCUGUGAGUUGGUUGGGGGGAACGAGAGAAACCGAAAAAAAACUGGAUUCGGGGGAUGAAAAUGUUGAUGUGGAAUGGCGAGGAACCGGAAGUGAGGAGAGGCGAGGAGAGAAUUUCCCGAUCCGGUAAACCGUCGAGUUUACAGAAAGCACGUACUCGCGCGGUCUCGUUAAAAAAACGCCCGAGUGAAAAAAAGAAAAACACCAAAAAAAAAGAAGCAAGCUCCUCCCUCCUCGUUUAAUUUCCGACUUCUCUGUAACAGAGCCCUACUUUCUCGUGGUCCUCGAUACGAAGCAACGAGAAUAAUACAGUUUAUGUUAUUGUUGGUACAAAAAAUUUUUAAAAAUUUGAAAAAAAAAAAAAAAAAAAAUAGCGAGAUACACCUCGAGCUCAAGAACGUUGCUGAACCGGCAAAAGACCAAAUGAAGAGAUAAAAAAAAAAAAGCGAUAAAAAAAUGAGGCGCAACCAAAGAGAAACUUCAAAUACGUACUAAAAAAAUAAACAUAUAUUUAUAUUUAUAUCGUCUUUGUAUAAAUAUAUUUAUAUAUUUAUUUAUUUAUAUAUGUGGUCAAAUAUGACGAGGAAUAAUCCGUGUUUUGGCAACGCUCAACGAGCCUCGCGACUGUAAAAUGACUUCGCGACAAGAAAAGUAAAGAAAAUAGGAAAAAAAAGAAAAAAAAA
Molecule: messenger RNA, 2845 nt
Organism: Venturia canescens
Lineage: Eukaryota; Metazoa; Arthropoda; Insecta; Hymenoptera; Ichneumonidae
Product: calmodulin-A-like
Exons: 8
Coding region: 1106-1888 (260 amino acids)
Cellular component (GO): myosin II complex
Molecular function (GO): calcium ion binding
Source: RefSeq, a predicted model, not a curated record